GUCAGUUGGGAAAUCAACGAAUUGGUGCUAAAAAGGAUGAGUCACAAAUACCAAAACCGCCCCCUGCUCCCCUACAUCUCUACUGCUUACUAAACCCUGUCCUUAAGCCACAACCUAGGCCUGCGUCCCCCGAGCAAGCAAACGGAACAUAGCAAAGGGCCGACUUUUCCUCGCCGCCUAAGCAGCCAUUUGCUCACCUGACCGUGGUUCGUGAGUUUGAGCCGCCGCUCCUCGAACAGGAACCGUAGACAUUGAUACACACGGCUCAUCCGAAACGCUCGAUCUCCAAGAGCACCGAAUGGGGACGACAAGGGUGACGGCGCGAUACACCUGCUUCGAAAGGCAGAGGCGGAGGCUGAGCGUACCCACGACAUGCCUGACAUUGGCUAUCAUUCAAAUCUCUGCGUACCAGUCUCUUAAAGCCCAUCUCUUGGUCGAGGUUCUUUGCAAGGCCGUUGUCGCUCUGACAAUUGUUUGCUCGAUCAUCCCCGCUGUCUCUUCAGGCGUUUCCAGAGCAUCGCUCCUCGGAAUCCAUCGUCAGCUUCCUACUCAAAAGGAUACCAAAUUGGGAGGAGAAUUCGGCUCAAAGAAUUGCGCAACAUGAGCGUGGCUUACGAAACUCUGGCGUGAGGAAUGUGACAGUACAAUGCGACGCUGGACGCUGGAACAGGUAUUGUUGAGGAAGUCUGCCAAAAUGAGCGCAAGAAGGCCGAGCGUGAAUGCUCCUAUGAUGCAAACCUCUCCCUUGAGAUGUGAGCUGUGCCCGAGGAGAAGGGGUGCGUGGAAGGAGAGAAGACCGAUGCGAGGUGUCUUUUCUUCGGCGGUGGGG
Messenger RNA from Trematosphaeria pertusa, 829 nucleotides. RefSeq lists its product as uncharacterized. The record is from RefSeq and is a predicted model, not a curated record. Bases 299 to 604 code for a protein of 101 amino acids. The transcript has a single exon. Lineage: Eukaryota; Fungi; Ascomycota; Dothideomycetes; Pleosporales; Trematosphaeriaceae.